This is a messenger RNA of Crotalus tigris (Tiger rattlesnake), 3164 nucleotides long. It is a transcript of the gene VEZT, whose product is annotated as vezatin, adherens junctions transmembrane protein. Gene Ontology annotation, molecular function: myosin binding. Gene Ontology annotation, cellular component: plasma membrane. The coding region runs from base 132 to 2489 and encodes 785 amino acids. The transcript is spliced from 12 exons. Gene Ontology annotation, biological process: cell-cell adhesion. NCBI's taxonomy places the organism in Eukaryota, Metazoa, Chordata, Lepidosauria, Squamata, Viperidae. The record is from RefSeq and is a predicted model, not a curated record.
AGUGGCUAUUGGGUAGCCAUAUUGUUGGGCCACCGCGGUGGGGUUUUGUGGGGGGGGGGAUUAUAACGCCGGGAUCGGCGGACUCGCUUUCCCAUGGUGCCUGAGGAGACGGGAACGGAUGGCGGAGAAGGAUGACACCGGAGUUUGACGACGAAGUGGUGUUUGAGAAUUCACCACUUUAUCAGUACUUACAGGAUCUGGGACACACUGAUUUUGAAAUAUGCUCACCAUUGUUGCAGAAAUCAGAAGAAUGCACAUCCAAAGAGGGACCAAAAGAUAUGGAUGUAAGUGUUAUUCAGGAGAAAGACAUCUUGUCAAACGUUGUUGAGAUAUUAAAAAGCUGGCUUCCUUUUUCCCUAUAUAAGAAAAAACAUGAUAUACUUCAUCAAUUGGAUGUUGGUUUUCGGUCAGAUGCACUCUGCGCCAUCCUGCAACAGGAAGUUCUGCUACAGGAGGAUGUUGAACUGAUUGAACUAUUUGAUCCUAGUAUCCUGUCUGCAGGACAGCUCAAGCAGCAGGAAUAUGGACAUCUUCCAACACUAUGCUCCCUAGCAACUCCUAAUAUUUGGGAUAUUUCAUUAUUAUUUCUCUUCAUCAGCACACUGGUGAUGAUUCCUUCUUUAUGGAGUGGAUUCCUUGGAUUAAUUUUGGGAGUAGUUUUCUUGGUUUACAUAACUAUGCGAGGUUUGGACAUAACACGAAUUGCAAAGUUACAAAUGUCUCUUAAAAAAUGUCAUCUCCAACUAGAAGAUGUAAUGGUUAAUUGCCGCGCCUUCACUAACCUUGUGCGGAAAGCAUUGCGACUCAUUCAAGAAACUGAAGUAAUUUCCAGGGGAUUUACUCUUUUGCUUGACAGGGUUAGUGCUGCUUGCCCAUAUAAUAAAGGUGGACAACAUCCCUAUCAGCAUCUGAUUGGUCUUCGAAAAGCUGUGUAUCGAUCAGUAAGAGCCAACUUCAGAGCUUCAAGACUUGCUACUUUGUAUAUGCUUAAACAUUACCCACUGAAUUCUGAGAGUGACAGUGUCACAAAUUACAUAUGUGUGGUGCCUUUUAAGGAGCUUGGUUUGGGAUUAAAUGAAGAACAAGUGUCUGAAGAAGAAGCACACAACCUCACAGAUGGCUUCAGCUUGCCUGCACUAAAGGUUUUAUUUCAGCUUUGGGUCGGUCAAAGUUCUGAAUUCUUUAGGCGACUACUUCUUCUGUUAUCUCCCUCUAAUGCAUCUCUCAGGAGCCUGAUUACACCAGAAAGUUUGCCUCUUUGUAUCUUUUCUGAUAUAAUUCAAGGUCUGCCACAUGCUCAUGCUGCUUGUUUAGAAGAACUUAAACGGAGUUAUGAAUUUUACCGGUAUUUUGAAACACAUCAUCAAUCUUACUUGGAACGUCCAGUCAAAGCUAAACCAAAAUCAGGAUCCCUAAGCCAUCUCCACACUGCUGUGCGCAGUUUGCAACUCCAUCUAAAAGCCCUAUUGAAUGAAAUGAUAAUUCUAGAGGAUGAACUUGAGAAGGUUAUGAAUUCCAAGGAAAGUCCAGAAUUAAUUUGGGAGGCCUACCAAAUUGCAGAUCAAAAAUUGAAACUGAUUCAGCCUCACAUGCAUGCUAGCAAUAGUUGUUGGGAAGAAGCUAUUUCUCAAGUGGAAAAAAUGAUUCGAAGAAAUUCAGAUAAAAAAGGUAAAUCUGAACCAUUUUGUGAAAACAAGCAUUGCACUACGGUACCUUUAAUGCAGCCAACGGUGCAUAUAGAAGACAAAGACCCUGUUCCUGAAGAACAGGAACUUGAAGCAUAUGUUGAUGAUACAGAUAUGGACGAGUGUAAGAGAGAUGAUUUUUAUUACUUUUCUCUGGAAGACAGACAGAGACAAAAACGUGAAAGGGAAGAAUCUAAGAGAGUGUUGCAGGAAUUGAAAUCUGUGUUGGGAUUUAAAGCUUCAGAGGCAGAAAGACAAAAGUGGAAACAACUGCUAUUUAGUGAUCAAGCUGCAGUGAACACUUCUACUUCAGAGAACUGUGUACCAAAUUCGGAAUUACUUAAAAAUUCAGACAGAGACAAGCAGGAUUGUAGCAAAAAUGAAAAUCUAGAAGAAACCAUUUCUGAUGACAAAAUGAAUGUUCCCAAAAAUGAAAAAGGAAAGGUGGAAUAUUUAUUUGAUGGCCUUGGAGUGAAUGAACAUGAUGUUGCCAUUGCUGCCUCACCAGAAGUUGAAAAAAGAACAUGUUCCCAGUGCAACGGAGAAGGUGAGGAAUCUAAACAAAGUGCUGUGGGUAGAGUAAGUAUGAUAGAACCAUUCGAAAAUAAACAGUCUUCCAUCAAACAAAGAUUGGCUGAACUUCAUAUAUCCACAGAUUUUAAUUUCACAUCAGGUUUAGCAGCACAGGUUGCUGCCAAAUCCCUCACAUUUAGAACCAUGAAAGAACAGAUGUUUGAAGAAGACGAGGAAGCAAUGGAAAUUCAGGAGAAUGAGGACAAUUUUGAAAAAACAGAAAAUACAUGACUGAAAAAGACAUAUUGUAAAGCUCACUUUAAAUUUGCUUUGCUGACUUGAAAGCAAGAUAAGAGGCACAAGAAAAUCAGAAUUUAGCAAUGGAUGACAAGGGGUAUGUUAUCUAUUGUUAAAGUCAUAUUAUAUAAUUGGCCUUUACUUGUCUUUUGAAAUGUAUACAAAUGCAAAUACAAGCCAGACUCAAGAUGUACAGUAUAAUUCUUACUGCUGCCGGAGGUGACUAAGUGUUUUUAUUAAUAUUUUAUUUAUUUAUAUUAUGAGGGUUUUUUCCUAAUAGGAAAUUAUUUGUUGUUUCUUUAAUAGCAACAUUGAUUUAAAUAAAAAUACUUGAAAUCAUUAUUUAACAAUUUCUUGUGGUUCUCAUACCAGCUUUAUUUCUUUUAUUGAUUCUGCUUUAUAUCACUAGGUUUUGUUGAUCCAUUAUGUCAUCAUGGUUCUAUACUAAGAUGUAUCCUAUUGAAAUUAAAAAAAAUCACAUUCAUUAUUGAUGUAUGAUAGCAAGGGAUUAAAUCAUUUGCCUAUGUUAACUUCUGACUGGAGAAAAUAAUUUGAAUUUAUCAUGUAUUUGCAACAUUUCUUUGUACUAAAUUUUCAACCUAUUCCUUAUGAUAGCUAUUCACUUCCCUAUUUGUACAUGAGAAAAAUUAAACGAAUUUUGAAACAGUC